Molecule: messenger RNA, 1017 nt
Organism: Ixodes scapularis (black-legged tick)
Lineage: Eukaryota; Metazoa; Arthropoda; Arachnida; Ixodida; Ixodidae
Exons: 1
Coding region: 1-1017 (338 amino acids)
Molecular function (GO): zinc ion binding; nucleic acid binding
Source: RefSeq, a predicted model, not a curated record
AUGAGUGACUUCACCGUGCAUAGACACGAAAAAGCGAAUACCAUCGCCAUUACAACCAGGAACAGCUUGCUCGCGGAAAAAUUUCUCCAAAUCAGGGAAAUUCCUACCGAGCGACAAGGCCCACAAGAAGUGCAGCCCUACAAGGCACUAGGCUCCAACGAGGUGAGAGGUGUCAUCUACCUUCACUCUCCACAUGAAGAACCCGAAACUCUCGUAAAUGAACUUAGCUGCAACACACACAAGAUCAUCGCGGCCAGAGCCCUGGGCAUCAAGAAAAGGACCAUUCUAAUUACAUUCGAGGGACGAACGUUGCCCCGGCACGUUCGCUACGUUUUCGAAGUCUACAGGGUCGCAGAAUACAGACCAAGGCCGCUGGUUUGUUUCGGAUGUCACCAAAUUGGUCACAAGGCUGAUGUGUGCCCCAAUAACAUCCGGAGGUGCGGAUCAUGCGGACAAGAACACGGAGAGGUGGAGGAUUGCCAGGCUGCACCAAAGUGCGUCAACUGCAACGGAGCACACGUCGCCACAAGCAACGAGUGCCCUAAAAGGAAAAUUCCGCCGAGAAGCGACUCGCACCAGAAGCGACAAAAGAAGCCCGCACCGCGAGUUGACGAAGACCUCCAAGAUGAUAUAAUUGUUUUGACGCCGUCGCCUUUCCUGCCUUUGUCGGCUCGGCCGGACGUUUCAUGGGCAGAUAGAGUAAGAAUGAAUCAAGGAGCAUUCAACCCCGUACGUCCACGCCACCCUAUGGCUUCAACGACAGCCGCGGACAAGCAACAAUUGAGACUGGGGCAACAGAUUCCAGCAGAACAACCUGCAGACAUCCUACCGAGAGACCCCUCCGCUUGGGAAGCAAAGCUUUCUGCCAUGUGCCAAAAGGUUGAGGAAGGCCUGGCCUCUAUUCAAUCCAACACUAGAAGAAUUGAAAGAUUCGAGUAUCUAGCAACUGAGAUCCUCACCAGAAUGAAAUCCAUCGGGGAAAAAAUAGACAGAUACCCGGUACCCACCAAUGAAUGA